AUGCAUUGCUGUUAUACGGCACUGACCAACGCGGCAGAAGGAGCGGGGACUUGCACCUCUUGUUGUGUCCUGCACUCCUUGACGCACCUCUCCUCUCUUCAUGCCCACGCAGACCAGCAGGAAGGAACGUGGCAGGCUGCGGAGGGCUGCAAUCCGUCCCUCCUGCGGUUCAACAACAUGAUCCAAGAGAGCGCGGUACACUGGCAGCAAUUGAUGACAAAUUUCUUAUGUAACUCGGGAAAUCUGAGUGCACCCAUUGACGACCCAACGGAGAACGCGUUAGAUAGUAGCGCUGAUGCCGCCCACGCCUCUGUGAGGCAGUGCCUACCAUCCUCUGUAAUAGCGAGCGGACCCUCAGGGCAUCACCGCAAGCCGCUCGUCUACACCGGGGGAGAGAACUUGAGGCGAGAGAAGGCCUGCAAGGAUGUCCACCACGGCUCCGCGGACAUACAUACAUACAUACGUACAUACACAUGC
Molecule: messenger RNA, 477 nt
Organism: Trypanosoma rangeli
Lineage: Eukaryota; Euglenozoa; Kinetoplastea; Trypanosomatida; Trypanosomatidae
Exons: 1
Source: RefSeq, a predicted model, not a curated record